Messenger RNA from Lecanosticta acicola, 652 nucleotides. Lineage: Eukaryota; Fungi; Ascomycota; Dothideomycetes; Mycosphaerellales; Mycosphaerellaceae. The record is from the annotation of a GenBank genome assembly.
AUGGGCGAACGAGGUCACGGGCUGGAUCACUCGAGAGAUCCCUGCCCUUGGGUAGCGCUCUCAGACUUUGGAGGCGCUUUCUGCAUGGGAGUACGUUCUCCGAUCCCGAGGAUACUCAUCAUCAUCAGCACGUCCCACGCAUGCAUGCUGACCACAAUUCGCCGCACAGGCAAUCGGAGGAGCGGUAUGGCACGGCGUCAAGGGAUUCAGGAACUCACCCUACGGUGAGAGACGGAUAGGAGGUUAGAUGGAUUCUUAAAGCCGACCUCUUCUUGUCUUCCCCGGCUGACUCUCGCUCCGUGCAGCCCUUACAGCGAUCAAGGCUCGUGCUCCGGUCCUCGGUGGAAACUUUGGCGUCUGGGGCGGAAUGUUCUCCACUUUCGACUGCGCCGUCAAGGGCAUCCGCAAGAAGGAAGACCCCUGGAAUGCCAUCAUCGCAGGCUUCUUCACCGGAGGUGCCCUCGCCGUCCGCGGUGGCCCACGAGCGAUUCGGAACGGUGCCAUUGGGUGUGCGAUCCUCCUGGCUGUGAUAGAAGGAGUGGGAAUCGGGUUUCAGAGAAUGAUGGCAGAGAACACAAGGUUGGAGCUGCCUCCACCUCCGCCUUCAAAUUCGAGCGCCGGGAGCGAAGGCAAGCUGGCAGCCGCGGCUUGA